Messenger RNA from Dentiscutata erythropus, 292 nucleotides. Lineage: Eukaryota; Fungi; Glomeromycota; Glomeromycetes; Diversisporales; Gigasporaceae. The record is from the annotation of a GenBank genome assembly.
AUGACCAAUGAUUUACAAUAUAAUUAUUUAAAAGUUAAUCAAGAUCAAAUUUGUUUUGAACAUUAUAUAAAUAUUGUUAAUUUUGUUAAUUUUGUUGCAAAUCAAAUAUCUGAAAAUAUAAGACCAAGAACUUUUAUAAAUUUAGGUGAUAUUAUUGAAUAUAGUAAAAUUAGUUUAAACAAUUCUAAUUCUAAUACAUUAAUUGAUUAUUUAAAACUUUAUGAAGAACACCAAUAUAUAGAUUUAGAUCUUAAUAAUUUUUCAAAUAUAGAAGUAAAAAUUGUUAAUAAUG